AUGAUGAACCUACCGCGCCUCAACUCCUUUCUCGCCGGCAUGGAAGGGCUCGACUCGGCCCUGCGUUGUUUUCUCUCGGACGAAAUAGUCACCACUCUUAUGGCCCACAUCUGGGGGCCGACACGCUGGUUUUUAAAGACGGCCAGUGUAGACGAUUUUGCCUUUGAUCAACUCCUUGACGUGUACUACUUGCUAGGUCAGGAGUUUGUGCCCUUUAACGAGUGCGAGGUAUUGUUUCGCGAGUCACCAGAGACCAGACAGUGUCUGGCGAGCUUAUACGACGAUCUCUUACGCUUCGAAGCAGCCGUGGCCCGGUUGUUUGGCCGGUCUUAUGCACCAGUACUCUGUCCAAAGACAAGUCCUGUGGCAAGAUUUCGACGCGCAAGCGCGCGACCGCAUGCAGCGGCAGAGCUCGAGGUGUUACGCUGGGUAGCGGCGUCCCCCGUGACGGAGGCAGUACAUGCCGAGUAUUGUCGCGCCAGGACCAGCGUGCCCGGCGCUGGACGAUGGCUGCUCGGACGCCCAGAGAUUGGCAGGUGGUUGACAGCACCGGACCUUGACAGUCCUGUGAUAUGGCUUCACGGCAAGCCCGGAAUUGGUGAGAUAUUGGCCAGAAAGAACCAUGCUGAAGGUCGAGAAAACGCUAACUGCUCGUCAGGCAAGACUGUGCUCUCCUCGAUGCUCGUAGAGGAAUGCAUCUCUCUGCGGCGGCAGGGGGAGGUUCCGCCAGCCUCACAAGUCCACUUCUUCUACUGCGAGGAAGGAGAUGCCAAUCUCAACACUGCGCUCGGCGUGUUCAGGGGACUUCUCCACCAGCUGCUACUAUCUCGAGAAGAUCUGCUGUCAACAAUGCUGGACGAGGCGCGCAACGGCGGCCAGCUCACAUUGAACACGAGUGAGACGGCUCGAGACCUCGUGGAGCUGUGCCUGGAAAGCCCUUCGCGACGCUACAUCAUCAUUGAUGGUCUUGAUGCGUGUGAACCCUCAGAAGCGAAGCGCGUCGUGAGCCUGUUGACGCACAUGGCCAAGAAGCCCGGGGUGCGUGCCGGGAGGCUGCGCGUGCUUUUCACAAGCCGCUCAUCUACCGAGCUGAAAAGGGUGUUUGACGCAGCCAACAUGUUGGAGAUUGAUCCAGCACAAACCUUCGUGACAUUCACCACUAUAAUACUCAGUGGUGUCAUGCAGCGGGUCGAUCAGGAGUUCCGAGGUGGCAGGGAACGGGCUUCGGCCCUCUUCUCCUGGCUGUCCGGUGCGAAGCGACCAUUGCACUGGCACGAGGUCCGAGGCAUCGCCUGUCGUUCUCAUGAUUCAAUCACGGUCGCUGGUGAUCGCGAACCGUGGGAGGCACUGAUACAGUCAUGCCGACCGUUGUUGCAGGUCCUCCCUGGAACGCGAAUUCAGUUGAUCCAUCAGACUGCCAAAAUGCACAUUGAGAUGCCACGAGCGCAAUGCGAUUUGGCCAUCUUCUGUCUCGAUCACUUGUCGCAGCCUUGGUUCGAUCCUGAUUGCCCUGAAGUCGAUCGUCGGGGCCAUGCUCUCCAGGGACGACUGGCACUCGAAGACUACAUUGUAGCCAACUGGGCCGGCCAUCUCGAAGCUGUCCUUCACGACUGCAAGCAUCUUCUCAAGGACACGCCGUAUGGUUCGGCGUUCGAGCGGGCUCUCGUCAAUUUUUUCCACAUUCAUCACGCUGGUAUAUCGCAAAAUACCGACGCCCCGCCCGUUUUGAGAGCGCACGACAUUCCUGGUAUUGCCUCUCACGCGAAGCUGCUGGCGCUUUACACGCACGUGUAUAACCACAGAAAGAGCGGGCAUCACGAUCCGCGAGUCAGCGUAGUCACAGUCGACGAGGCCUUCAGCAAGAAUCGAAAGGUGCUUGAAGCCCUCGCGUCUACUGUCGGUGGUCGAGGCGCCCUUGCCGUCGCAUACGGCCCGAAGAUGUUCAAGUGUAGUCAACCGGCCUGCGACUUCUUCUCAGAAGGUUUCGAGACGGAAAUCGAGCGUGAUCACCAUCUGAAUCGCCACGAGCGGCCCUUCCCCUGUCCACUGGACGGUUGCACACAGGCGCCGUUUGGCUUCACUACGAAGAAGGACAGGGAACGACACGUCCGCCACUAUCAUCCUGAGAAGAGCGACCAACCUCCCGCGUUUGUACAGCCAACGCGGAGAGUGGAAGACGCCCGAUUCCUGUGUAACAUCUGCGGCAAGAGCUUCACGCGCAAUAUCAACCUCAAGGGCCAUAUGAGAAGCCACUUCGGCGAGAGGCCUUUCGCGUGCUCCAGUUGUGGCAAAGCGUUCACCAGGCUCAAUGAUUGUCGUAGGCACGAGAAGAUACACGUCAAGAAGGCGGAGUAG
Molecule: messenger RNA, 2355 nt
Organism: Verticillium alfalfae VaMs.102
Lineage: Eukaryota; Fungi; Ascomycota; Sordariomycetes; Glomerellales; Plectosphaerellaceae
Exons: 5
Coding region: 1-2355 (784 amino acids)
Source: RefSeq, a predicted model, not a curated record